ACAGAUAGAUAGCAGGAAGUCUGGGGGCUUUAAAAAAAAAUUUAGUAUCUUCUACUUUCAGACUUAAUUUUCAGGUUUAAUUUAUCUCUCCAAGAUUCUGAUAGUCAUAAUGGCUUCUACCUUUCCUUUCUCUCCUUUCCCUAAAUGAAGCACUUCCUGGCUGCUUAUACAAAUAAGUUAUGAAUUAUAUCAUGUACUGUGUUCAUAUUGAGAUCCACUGAAUAUAUUCGGCUGACUGUAACAAAGUACUAUUUCUGGGUUUAUUGCUUCAUAAGAUGGAAACUUUGAGAGACAGAAGAACUGCUCUGGCCAGUUGCCUCAUUAACAUGAAAGGGGAGGAAGACAUUGGUUCCAACAAAUUAUUUUGUAAAGUUAACCUAAGGCAGCAGAAGGAGAUCCCUCAUCUAUCAGACACAUGCGCCUGGUCAAAUAAACCUGGAGUUGAUUUCAACAGAAGUUUACACAAAGAGCUAUUCUCUUCUGAAAUGAAGAAUUAUUUGGGUAAGACUGAUCCAUUGCCACACAUUGGUAACAAAAUGCCUCCUUAUUUGAGAAAAUCAACAAGAAGAAAUUCAACUAAAGCAGCUGCUCAGAAAGAGUCAGUUAAUGUGGUUUUUCCUGCAAAAGAACAUCAUUUUGCUAAGAUUUUCUGUGGUAUUAAUGAAGCAAUAUUGAGUGACUGGCUGGAAAGAGCUAUCUGUUUUAUAAAUGACCUCAGAGAAUGGUGUCAUGUAGGGGAUAAUUUUGUACGGUUUGCAAAUUUUUGGCUCUCAGAAUUACCAUACAAACAAAAAGUAAACUUGCUGAAAUUAGAAAUGGGGAUCUUUGAGGAUGAACUGCAAAGUGCAUUUUUUGAAGAGGUGGGUGCUGAGUUAGAAGUUUCUCACCUGCAUUCCGUUCUUUCUGCAACACUGUGUGAAUACCCUGAAGUGCUUCUGAAUGAUGAAACAAAAUAUGUUUUCCUUGACUAUCUAAACCUCAUGUCUUCAGAGCAAACGAUAGAAUAUAAGAAAAUGCUUUCAAGUUUAAAAUGUACAACAAACAAUCUUCAGAUUGCACUGUGGUUGCUAGCUCUACGAGCAUUUGCAUUAGCAAAUCUUUGGCAUGCAGUAGUUAAGUUUUAUAAAGCAGUGGUCAGGAGCCAGCCUCCUCCUGGACUACCUAGCAAGAGUUCUGUUUCUGCUACUAGAAAACAAAAAAGUGAUCUGUUUAAAGAAAGAGCUUUUCAGUGCAUUCAGUUGGGAUACAUCGAUGUCUUACAUUAUCUAAUAAAAAGCCAGCAGACUGACCUUUAUGUUGUAGAUGAGAACAAUCGAAAUAUGAUAUUUUUAUCCGUCAUUUAUAAUCAACCAAAGAUUCUGGAGUACUUUUUGGACAUGGAAUCUCCUAUUCCCAAUGUAAACCAAGCAGCAGAAAAUGGAAAUACUCCACUUCAUGCUGCAGUUAACACUAGAAAAACAGAUAUUAUGUCUCUUCUUUUGCGUUUUGCUGAAAUUGAUGUCAAUACCCCCAAUCACCAAUGUAAUGGAGCAACAGCUUUACAUCUUGCUAUCAUCUAUGAACAUCUGGAUAUUUGUUAUUUAUUGCUGAAAGCUACAGCUGAUCCAGAAAUUCCAAUGGGAGAAUUGACACCUUUGCAACUUGCUCAGCAAAUGGCACAGUAAUAUUUGGUGAUGUUGAUAAUAUCAGUUUAUAUAGUGUUUGGACAUACAGAUUACUCCCAGUUUUUUGGUAUUAGAAAUAAAACACUGACCCGGAUUUUCUAAGUGGAACUUUGUUCUCAAGCUUCAGGCAGACAGAUGCAAGAUCUAUAAAUAAAUGUGUGUCUUAUUAAAUUUUUCACCUAAAAGAAUGAUCCUUACUGAGCUUUAUUAUAUGUUAUUGUUUUUCAAAAAACAAAACAAAACAAAAAAACCCACCACAACUAGGCAAGAAUUCACACUUGCUCCAGAAACUAGAAGUAAAAAGAAACUUCAAAAGUCAAGCUACAAUUUAAAUAGACAUUAACAGAAACUUAUAUAACUUCCCUAUUUUGUAUGUAUUGCUUCAAAAGAAAGCAUGUCCAAAGAUUAUUUAACCUCAAUUAACUCUGAAUUGUCUGAGAGUAAAAAAAAAAAAAAAAAAAAAAAAAUCCAAAGAUAAUUUUGAGUCUUCAUUUUUAUCAGUAUUAUAGUUUUCAGUUUUCCUUCACAUCCCCACCAAAUCAGUGGUCAGAUAGGCUAAUUUGAGAACUUCAUUCUUUUCUGAAUUUACCCUAAGUCAGGCAGCAGAAGGAAGAACAGGAGAAAAUCAGCAAGACAUGAAUAAUCUAUAAAUUGAAUUUUAAUUCCCUAAAUAAUUCACAAAUGGAUAAAUAUUGGCAGCUGCUUUUUAUCAAGUAUAAAAAGUAGCUAGGAAUGAAAUUGAAUUUGUUACAUAUCCUGCCUGUCUUAUAAUCGAUCUAAUUAACUUAUAUUUUAUCUUUAUUUCCCCUUGUACUCUGUGUUCUUCAAUAAGAAAACAAAUUUAAUUCAUUUUGUCAUCAGAAUAAACUGAUUAAACCCAACUUCAGCAUAGAUCACAAUUUAAAAGCAGCUACCAUUUGUAAUUUGCAAAAUAAUAUUAUGAAAGUCCUACAAAAUGGAAGACACGAAUAAUAAAUGGUUAUUAUUCUUUCAAUUCUUUUUUCCCUUUUUUAAAAGAUGAAGUUUGAUUUUAGCACUUUCUUACAACUGUCAAUGGAACCUGGCUAAUUCUCACCAAUGUUAUAUUUGCUUUAAUUCUUGUAAUCUAGCCACUUUCAUUUUGCUGCUAUAAAGUCUAAUGGAUAGAAAGAGAAAAGUCAUACAUACACAUAAUACAUAGAGACAGACAUUCACAUAUACACGUCUGUGUUUAUAAUUAUUUAAAUAUUUUUAAAAUACAUUUUAUUGGUGCAUUUUGUCUCUAUCUUCAUAAAAAAGGGAAUUUUUAUGAGUUUCCAUCAUUGUCUAUUAGUUAUCAUAGUUACUCUGCUCUCUGGAUUGGACCUUAACUUCUGUCAAAGGAAACAAUCAAACAUUAAGAUUUGAUGCAAUGACUAUAUCUGCCCAUCCAUAUAGUAUUC
Molecule: messenger RNA, 3085 nt
Organism: Antechinus flavipes (yellow-footed antechinus)
Lineage: Eukaryota; Metazoa; Chordata; Mammalia; Dasyuromorphia; Dasyuridae
Product: small integral membrane protein 10-like protein 2A
Exons: 7
Coding region: 276-1664 (462 amino acids)
Biological process (GO): protein dephosphorylation; negative regulation of transcription by RNA polymerase II
Cellular component (GO): nucleus
Molecular function (GO): STAT family protein binding
Source: RefSeq, a predicted model, not a curated record